AUAAACUGACGAUUAUAUUUUACAACUGUCUAUUGAUUCUUGUGGUGUUUUUUUAGUUAAUAGUGAUCUAAAAUUAAUAGUAAUUAUUUUUUCGACACAAUGGCAGUUCUCGAUGCUUAUAAUCCUCUUCAAAAUGUAUCCUUACGAUUCAAUGAAGAUCAGCUAAAAGAAAUUGGCGAGUGGUUUGAGAAUAAUGCAAAACCUCAACUAACCAGUACUGAUGGUGAUCCUAUCAGAGCGAUAACAGUAGACAAAUUCGUGUCUUUCUUAAACCUUAAAAAGUUUCAUAGAAGGAAUUUCCAAUAUCCAAGUUAUGCAGAGGUAAUGAAUGAAGUAGAGAGAUUAAAAGCUGGAGCAUUACGACUAUUGACUAGAGAACAAGUAAUUUAUAUGUUGAAUAAAUGGGUUCUAGAACCAGACAUAAAACAUGAAUUGUGUUUAGCUUUCAAGGUUUUCGACACAGAGAAAAGAGGUUUUCUAGAAAUUGACGAACUAAAAACAAUUGUAACAAGCUACGCUGAACCAUUCUCGGAAGAGGAGACACGUGAAAUGCUACGUGAUGCAAAUGUCCGUGGCGAUGGAAAUGUAUUUUAUGAAAGUUUUGUUGAAAGCCUAUUCAGCGUUGCUCCUGAAUUAUAUGAAAUCAAGACAGACUAUUUAUACGAGGACCCUAAUGAAGAUCCAUCGGUUCCCCCUGAGCCUGUUGUUGUAGAAGAACCUCCACCUGUACCUGUUCCUUUACCAAUUAAGAAACCGAAAAACAAAAAAAAACAAUAACAUUUGUUCAUCUAAACCUAUUUUUAACACCAGUAUGAUGUGUUUCGUAUACAAAGUAGUUUAUUUAACGGCUUUAUUUUUAGAGAAAUCAUUAAAUUAAAUUUUACUUUGAAUAUA
This is a messenger RNA of Bombyx mori (domestic silkworm), 894 nucleotides long. RefSeq lists its product as uncharacterized. The record is from RefSeq and is a predicted model, not a curated record. NCBI's taxonomy places the organism in Eukaryota, Metazoa, Arthropoda, Insecta, Lepidoptera, Bombycidae. Gene Ontology annotation, molecular function: calcium ion binding. Bases 100 to 777 code for a protein of 225 amino acids. Gene Ontology annotation, cellular component: cytoplasm. The transcript has 4 exons.